Poecilia latipinna (sailfin molly) is the source of this 1414-nucleotide messenger RNA. Its product is annotated as calsyntenin-2-like. Bases 81 to 1079 code for a protein of 332 amino acids. Lineage: Eukaryota; Metazoa; Chordata; Actinopteri; Cyprinodontiformes; Poeciliidae. Gene Ontology annotation, cellular component: postsynaptic membrane; cell surface. The transcript is spliced from 6 exons. Gene Ontology annotation, biological process: positive regulation of synapse assembly; positive regulation of synaptic transmission. The record is from RefSeq and is a predicted model, not a curated record.
UGUAACACCUCCUCUGUCCACCGGUCAGGUGUUUUGGAGAGGACACGUGCGUCUCCAUCCCGGACAUCAAGGCGGUGGUCAUGGUGCUGCCGCCCAGUGAACCCAGAAUCACCAUUUCAGGAUCCAAGCAGCUCGUCAGACCCGCCAGCGUCCUCCGCAGCCCGCUGGGCGUGGCGCCCUUCAAAGAGCUGCGGAUCACCAGCACGGUGAUGAAGAGCGACAGCUUUGGGGGAUUCCGCCGGCCAGGGGUGAUGGAGGUGAUGCACAACCUGGACUACUGUGAUGUGCUUGUAAUCGGAGACGAACUGGAACCAGAGAGAGAGAGCCUGGAGAUUCAGCACAGCGCUUUACUGGGAAAGCACCUCGAUGCCACCAACUCCACCUCUGGAAUAUCAAUAUAUGGUGUGGACUCCAUGGCCCACUAUGAGCAGGUCCUGAGGCAGCUGCGCUACAGGAACUGGAGACCCGCCUCUCUGACGGAGAGAAGGUUCAGACUUACCUGCUCCGAACUCAACGGACGCUACACCAGCAACGAGUUCAACCUGGAGAUCAGCGUCCUUCACCACACUGCGCCCAUGGAGCACGUCAAUCACAUGGCCGCCCAGUCCCAGUACAUGAGACCGGUCCAUCACCCGCUGAUGAUCCACACCCCGAACUCACACAUGUCAGGUCCAGCGCCCCCUGCAGCCACAGUUGUCAUUGUGGUGUGCAUCGCCGCCCUGGUGAUCAUCGUGGUGAUCGGGAUCUACAGGAUCCACGCCACGCACCAGGAGGGCUCCAGAGACGAGGAGGAUGAAAUCAAGGAUCCAGAGUCGGACUGGGAAGGCUCUGGGCUCAACAUCACCGUCAACCCCAUGGAGGACAUGAAAGGACCCCAGGCGCCGGGAGAAGCUGCGAGAGGAGAAGAAUGUGAGGAGGAGGAUGAAGAAGACGACGUUGAGCUGGUGGGAGGCAUGACGAUCGUUGAAUCAGACAGCAGCGAUGAAGACGAAGAGGAGGGGAACAAAGGAAGAGAAGAGGUUAACGGGAAGAAGCAGAAGGGGAAACCUGAGUGGGACAGUUCAUGUGGAACAUACUGAGCACACACACAGGAAUCCGUCUACACAAACACAGUGGCUUUAUCUUUCUCAACUGCAGACACACACACACGCAUACACUAUGCAGGCAUUAACACAUGCUUGUCACAUCUACACACACACACAUAAAUUGUCUGAUGAAAUAAAUUACAAUCUUUUGCUGGAAAAAUACAUAAAUUCUCCCAUAUUGUCGUUUUUGAAGUAAUAUCGCCCUCUUCUGGACAAAGUCAAACAUUAUACAGUUAGCUGCAGUGCCACAGUGCUGGAAGUCAUUAUCCGAGUGUUUGCCAUUAUUCCCGCCUCCGACAGUGAGGCAGAGCAUCCAUAAACACACAAAG